Scleropages formosus (Asian bonytongue) is the source of this 1996-nucleotide messenger RNA. Its product is annotated as fragile X mental retardation syndrome-related protein 1-like. Gene Ontology annotation, biological process: mRNA transport; positive regulation of long-term neuronal synaptic plasticity; positive regulation of translation. Gene Ontology annotation, molecular function: mRNA 3'-UTR binding; translation regulator activity. Gene Ontology annotation, cellular component: nucleus; neuron projection; cytoplasmic stress granule. The transcript has 15 exons. The coding region runs from base 55 to 1833 and encodes 592 amino acids. NCBI's taxonomy places the organism in Eukaryota, Metazoa, Chordata, Actinopteri, Osteoglossiformes, Osteoglossidae. The record is from RefSeq and is a predicted model, not a curated record.
GUUCUAGAACCCCUAUCCCGGCACGCAGCGCGUGCGCACGCGUGUGGGACCAACAUGGAGGAGCUGACGGUGGAGGUGCGCGGCUCCAACGGCGCUUUUUACAAGGGAUUCAUCAAAGAUGUCCACGAAGAGUCUCUGACCGUCGUCUUCGAGAACAACUGGCAGCCGGAGCGACAGGUUCCUUUCUACGACGUGCGAUUGCCGCCACCCUCAGAUGCCCCGAGGGACAUCGGCGAAGGAGACCACGUGGAGGUUUUCUCGAGGGCCAGCGAGCAGGAGCCCUGUGGCUGGUGGCUGGCUCGGGUUCGAAUGGUCAAAGGCGAUUUCUACGUGAUUGAAUACGCCGCGUGCGAUGCCACCUACAAUGAGAUCGUGACGUUCGAGAACCUUCGGCCUGUGAACCGGAGCAAACCGGUGACGAAGAGCACCUUCUACAGGUGCACCGUUGCGGUGCCGGAGGACCUGAAGGCGGCGUGCGAAAAUGAACUCGUGCACAAAGACUUCAAGAAAGCGGUGGAGGCCAGUAGGAUCUUCUACAGCCAUGAAUCGCGGAGCCUCGUCAUACUGUCCAGGAAGGAGUCCACGAUGAAGCGCGUCUCCAUCCUGAGCGACAUGCACCUGCGCAACAUCCGCACCAAACUGAUGCUCAUGUCUCGGAACGAGGAGGCCACGAAGCACCUGGAGAGCACCAAGCAGCUCGCGGCAGCUUUCCAGGAGGAGUUUGUGGUCAGGGAGGAUCUCAUGGGUCUCGCCAUCGGGAGCCACGGCACCAACAUCCAGCAGGCCAGGAAAGUCCCCGGGGUGACGGCCAUCGAGCUGGAGGAGAGCAGCGGGACGUUCCGCGUUUACGGCGAGAGCGCGGAAGCGGUGAGGACGGCCCGGAUUUUCCUCGAGUUCGUGGAGGACUCGGUGCAGGUGCCCAGAAACCUGGUCGGCAAGGUGAUCGGGAAGAAUGGGAAGGUCAUCCAGGAGCUGGUGGACAAGUCCGGCGUGGUCCGAGUGCGAAUCGAAGGAGACAACGACAGCAAAAUCCCUCGGCAGGAAGGCAUGGUCCCGUUCACCUUCGUGGGCACGAAGGAGAGCAUCGGCAAUGUCCAGGUCCUCCUCGAGUACCACAUAUCCUACCUGAACGAAGUGGAGCAGCUAAGGCUGGAGAGGCUGCAGAUUGAUGAACAGUUGCGCCAGAUGGGCAUGGGUUUCAGGCCCCUAUUGGGUCGACCAGUGGACAGGGAUAGAGGAUAUGUUGGUGACGAGAGCGCGACCGGCAGGCCCUAUGCCGGGCGUGGACGGGGCCGAAGGGGCCCCAGCCACUCGUCUGGAUACGGAACGAACUCGGAGCAGUCCAACGCCUCUGAAACCGACUCGGACAGGAGGGAGGAGCCCAGCGGCCGGCCCGUGGCUGGGGAGGAGCGUGAGAAGGAGGCCCGAAGGAGACCCGCUGCGGUGCGGGGACGAGGGGGCCCCGCGGGGAGGGGGCGUGGUGCCACAAGAGCUUUCACAGCCUCUUCCAUCAGCUCCGUGCUGAAGGACCCGGACAGCAACCCGUACAGCGUGCUGGACAGCACUGAUGUGGACAACCCAGGCGACCUGGAUGACGGUGACUCGCAUUCCAGGGCUGGGCGCCGCCGCCGCUCUCGCCGUCGCCGGACCGACGACGAGCCCACGCUGGUGGACGGCACGAGCGAGUCCAACACCUCCUCCCCCAACGGGAACCUUCACAUGGAAGAGCUGGAUGUGGGAGAGGAGAACGCUCCUGGUGCGACGGAGGGUGCGGCCGAGGCCGGUCACCAGGGCGACAGAGGGCAGCCGGCCGCGCUGAACGGCGUCUCCUAAACGCAUCAUUCACACGGCAUCCGCUUCAUUCCACAGUACUGCCUGUUUAAUCUCGCCAAAGAUGAGACUGCCAGAUUUUUUUUUACUGCACUUUUCCGUUCCGUUGCAAUGGAACAGCGGGGGGGGGACAUUCCCAGUAGUAAAAAAAAAAAAAAAAAAAAAG